AUGCCAGCAGUCGGAAGGGCCAAAGACAGAUGGCCAGAUCAACAAGCUCGACAGCACCAGCCGGCCAUGUUCAACGCGCUCAAUCGGUUCAUCUCGCGCCUUGACGGCGAUGGGCCCGCCGCACACCGCGACGAAAGCCAGAGCACCUUUGGCUUCCAGGUCCUGCGGAACACGAACCUGCAACUGGCCAUCGAGCCCUGGUUCGACUUUGUCAUCGGCAUCAAUGGCCGCAUGAUUGACGACUCGGACCCGCACCUGUUUGCCCAGGAGGUGCGCAACUGCGCCGGCAGCAGCGUCCUUCUCGGCCUCUGGAGCGCCAAGGGUCAACGUGCGCGCUCCAUGCACGUCCCGGUUCCCCCCGACACGGCCUCUCUCGGACUCGCGCUCCAGUGGACGCCGUUGUCCGUGGUGUCCAACAUCUGGCACGUGCUCGACGUGCCGUCGCGCUCGCCCGCCGAGACAGCCGGCCUGCUGCCCUAUAGCGACUAUAUUCUGGGCACGCCCGAGGGUGUGCUACACGGCGAGAGCGGUCUGGGCGAGCUGGUCGAGGACCACAUCGGCCGCCCGCUGCGGCUCUGGGUCUACAACCACGAGUACGACGUGACCCGCGAGGUGACCAUCCAGCCGAGCCGCGAUUGGGGCGGCGAGGGUGCUCUCGGCUGCGUUCUCGGCUAUGGUGCCCUGCACCGCCUGCCAGCACCGCUGAGCGAGCCCGUCAACGGCCCGGGCGAGACCAUGUUCGAUGGCGAUGCCGACAAACACCACCUGCACGCGGCCGUGAUCCCGUCCACAGACCUGUUCGAGCCGGCCGCUUUCGCCCCCCCGCCUACCUCACCGCCUGCCUCGUCCGACCAGCCAGAUCACUUCCUCGUUCCUGCACAGCUCGUCGUCCCGCCACCGCCACCGCCACCGCCUGCUGGCACUGCUGCUGCCGUGCUGCGCACCAAGAAGAAGGAUCGCCAUCACGCCAGCAAUGCCGGUCUCUCCAUGGACGACUACUUCAAGGAGGAGGAGCAAAAGAGCCAGCAGCUCGACAACGCCCCCAGCCCUUAUGCCACGCCCAUCGCCCCCCCACCAAAGGCACCGCCGCGAACAGUCACGCCCAAGACCGGCGACAGCGAUGUCGCCAGCGAAGAGCCUGCCUUGGAAUGA
Messenger RNA from Grosmannia clavigera kw1407, 1152 nucleotides. RefSeq names its product golgi reassembly stacking protein. Gene Ontology annotation, biological process: Golgi organization. The record is from RefSeq and is a predicted model, not a curated record. The transcript is spliced from 3 exons. Gene Ontology annotation, molecular function: protein binding. Lineage: Eukaryota; Fungi; Ascomycota; Sordariomycetes; Ophiostomatales; Ophiostomataceae. Gene Ontology annotation, cellular component: Golgi apparatus. Bases 1 to 1152 code for a protein of 383 amino acids.